GUCUGUUUAUCAGUAUCGUGUCCCCCACGGCGAUGGCCGUACUUGCCUGUUGCCAAGUUAUUGAUCCUCUUUCACAAUUUUCACGAUUAAACAACACUGCAUUGCUGUCAUCUACCAAAACAGUCGUGAUCUUGCUUUACAAGCAGAUUCCUCGUUAAAUAUUUCCAUAAAUUUUUAAAUAAAUAAAUUAAACAUCAACUUAAAUUCAACAAAUUAUUUAACUCUUAAUAUUUAAAUUUAAAAAAAAAUUAUGAAUAAUAUAAAGUGUUUAAUAUACUAUCUAUAAUAGUAAAGCAAAAAAUAAAAAAAAAAAAAAAUAUUUAAAAAAAUGUAGAAAUAAAUAAUUUAAUUACGUAUACGUGUGUGGACAUUUGUUAAGUGACGUUCGUUUGUGAAUGGAAAGUGGGGGGAUUCAUAAGACGUUUUGAAUAAUAAUAAAAAAAAAAAGUAAACAAAUGGAAUAUAUAAACAUGACAACUAUGACAAGUUAUUAAUUAACUAUUAAAUAGUGUUAUUUAUAAUUUUUUUUUAAUAGAAAAAUUGAUUAAUCAAUUUUAAUAUUUUUCAUAGAAUUUUUUUAUUUUUCUUUUUUGUUUAUUUUUUUUUGUGAAUGCUGUAAGGUGUAUUGACAGGGUGAUGUUUAUCGGGGUGAUUUUAUAUAUUUGUUAUUGAUGAUUUAUUGGUUUAAUCAACAAUGAAGAAAUUUACUAUUAAGGGCGUCCUCGAUGGUUUUCGAUCGUCAGUUGCUCAACAGGUUAAGCCCGAUCAAGAGAUCAUCGAAACACUUAGAUCAGACCAUUUUCAAGCUAAAAAGACAUUUAGACAUGGAUUUCCACAUCAACCAACAGCAGUGGCAUUUGAUCCAGUGCAAAAAUUACUUGCAAUUGGAACUAAAACUGGAUCAUUAAGAAUAUUGGGCAGACCUGGCGUCGACGUUCACAUAAAGCAUGAGGGUGGUGCAGCUGUUAUUCAGCUACAAUUUCUCAUAAAUGAGGGUGCCCUAGUUUCAGUAACAUCAGACGACACACUUCAUUUAUGGAAUUUUCGUCAAAAAAUACCCCAAGUUGUCCAGAGUAUUAAAUUUCAACGUGAAAGAAUAACAUCGAUACACUUGCCAUUGCAGAGUAAAUGGCUUUAUGUUGGAACUGAAAGAGGAAAUAUACAUGUACUUAAUAUUGAGACAUUUGUAUUAUCAGGCUAUGUCAUCAAUUGGAAUAAAGCAAUUGAAGUAUCGAGAAAAACACAUCCUGGUGCAGUGAUACACCUCAGUGAUAAUCCCUUGGAUUUAAGUAAGAUGUUAAUUGGAUAUGAAACUGGUCAAAUUGCACUUUGGGAUUUAAAAACUAAAACAGCUGAAUGGCGAUGUCAAACUGAUGAGCCACUCAGAUCAAUCUCAUGGCAUCACGAGGGCAAACAAUUUAUGUGCAGUCAUACUGAUGGCUCUUUGUCUACAUGGGUACUUAGGCAGGCAAAACCAAUGAUCGUAACACAUCCACAUGCUAAAAUAUCAAAAGAUGGUGAACUAGAACCAUGUAAAACAAUUCAAAAAGUUGAAUGGAAAUUAUCUAGAUCAGGGGAAGCUUAUGUCAUAUUUUCCGGAGGAUUAGCCUAUGACACAACUGGAAGAACACCAAGUAUUACUGUAAUCCAAGGUAAAACAACGACAGUACUAGAAAUGGAACACAAUGUUGUUGAUUUUAUAACACUUUGUGAAAGUCCAUAUACAAGUGAUUUUCAAGAUCCAUAUGCUGUUGUAGUAUUACUUCAAAAUGAUUUGGUUGUGAUUGAUUUAUUAACACCUGGUUUUCCAUGUUUUGAAAAUCCAUAUCCAAUGGAUAUUCAUGAAUCACCAGUAACAUGUUGUGCUUAUUUUGCUGAUUGUCCAUCAGAUCUUGUGCCAGCAUUUUAUUCAGUUGGCUCAAGAUCUACUAAAAAAUCUGGUUUUAGUGAAAAAGAAUGGCCAAUAUCUGGUGGUGAAUGGAGUUCAAAUUCAAGUAGUUACAGUGAAAUAAUAUUAACUGGUCAUGCUGAUGGAAGUAUUAAAUUUUGGGAUGCUUCAGCUGGUUCACUUCAAGUACUAUAUAAAUUAAAAACAGCAAAAUUAUUUGAAAAAUGUAAAACAAAAAGUUUUGAUAAUGAUGAAGAUCCAUUGGCUGUACAAUUGAUAUUUUUAUGUCCUGAAAGUCGUAAAUUAGCAAUUGUUGGUGCUGGACGUCAUGUGAUACUUUUUAAAUUUAAAAAAGUUGAAAGCAUGUCUGAAGUUGUAACAUUGGAAAUAUCGCUUGCAGUAGAUCAUGGUAAAGAUACGGAAGGCUCACCUGAUCCUGAUUUGGAUCCAUGCCAAAUACCGGGUGUAGAAGAGUCUAGGGCAGCUGAGGCCGCAAUGUCAUUAAAAGUCAAAGGAGGUUUACAAAAAAGAGCUGCUGGUUUUCAAGCGACACUUAUUUGUUUAACAUCAAAUAGUGGUGGUGAACAAUCAGAAAAUAUAACAUCACUCAGUUUAAAUUCAUCUUAUGGCCUAUUAGCAUACGGAAAUGAGUCUGGUGUUGUGAUAAUCGAUAUUGUACAAAAGGUGACGUUACUUGUAAUGAGUACAUCAGACCUUGGCACAAGUGCUGAUCCAUAUCAACGUGCAUUGAGAAGUCCUAAAAAACAAGAUGAUGCCAAACGUGAUAAUGAUGAUAAAGCCAGAAGUCCCAGUAUAGAUCAGACCAGCCAAAUUCAUCGCGACUCAACAACAACAAUAGCAACAGCAACAACAACAGCAAUAAAUGAAGCUGAACAAUUAUCAUCACAAGUGGAUAAAUUAUCAUCAAACAAUCAAUCAAUAAAUUCACAACAACAGGCUCAAUUAAAUCAAGAAAGUACAAGUACACUUGACAAUAAAGAAAAUUUUGAAGAUAAUAUAACAAAAGAACAAAAAAAAAUAAUUAAUACAGUUAAUGAAGAAGAUGUUAAAAGGCCAACAGCACACUCACACUGGAAAAAAGGUUUUAAUUUAAAAAGACAACUUAGCAGGGUUGAUCUUAAAAUUAAAAGUACUUUUACUCCGUCAUCUGGAUCAUCACACAAUGGGGCAGGAUCGAGUACAAAACAAGAUACAGAAAAUUCACCGAUCGAUACAAGUGAUCCAGAAACAAUAAAAAGUCCAAUAUUAUCACGUUCAUCACAAGAUAAACGUAAUCUUGAUGUUAUAUUUAGUCCAGAUGGUAAUGAUGAUGAUGCCAAUGAUUUAUCACAACAUGAUGAUAAAAAAUAUUGUGAUAGUGGUGCAAUACGUCCAAUUGAUCUUCCAUUAUUUGAAAAUGAUGAUAAAUUAAUGGACAUGAAGAGAAUAAUUAAAACAAGAAAUUCAAAAACUAAAUUAUUAUCUGUGCCAAAUAAUAAAAAUCAAAAAAAUGACACAACUUUAGUAUGUCAAAUUAAAGAUGAUACGAGCAACGAGUCAUUCGCUGGAAAUUUUAUAAGAAGAUUCAGUCGUACAGAUAAAUUUGAUAGUUCAUUUCAACGAUCAAGAAGUUCGAGUAUGUCAUCACUUGAAAAUAUAUCAACUGAAACCAUCAGCUGCCUUACUUUUGCCGAAUCUUGCACAAAAAAAAAUGAAUCAAAUUGUUUACCAACUUUGUGGAUUGGUACAUCAACUGGUUCGAUACAAACAGUUGUAUUUAAUAUACCAACUCCUGAAGAACGUCUUCUUCAAUCUGUCUCAAUUUCAACAUGUAAUGGUUCAUCAUUCAAGCUUAAAGGUUGUAUUAUGACAAUAUCAUUUUUGGAUUGUAAUGGUUCAUUAAUACCCCAUUCAUAUGAAUCAUGGAAAGAUGAAAAUGUCGAUGGUAAAGAACGUAGUAAAAAUAAAUCAAAUCCAAGUCGUAUGUCACCUCAAUUGAAUGCUCAGGUAUCUGGUAGUGACACAUUUGAAGAUCGACAAUUUGCUGUUUUUACAUCUGAAAAGCAAGCAAGAGUUGUCGCAUUGCCAUCACAAAAUUGUGUUUAUAGACAGCAACUUAGUGAAACUCAUGCUGUUAUUAAAGCUGAAAUUUCUUCAUUGAAAGAUGACAGUGUUUGUCUCAUUUGCUAUAUUUCGAAUGGUCACGUUGCCACUUACAGUCUACCCAGUCUUCGACCACUAAUGGACAUUGACUUUUUACCACUUCAAGAUUUAAGUUUUCAGACAACAAAACACGGCAUUGUAGAUCCCAUGUUGUCCAUAUGGGGUCAUCAACUCUUUGUUAAUGGCGAUACUGAUCAAAUUGCCAGAACCAUAUGCUUCAGUAACAAAGGACAUGGUCUUUAUUUAUCAUCACCAACGGAAAUACAAAAAAUAACAGUAUCCAGUGAAUUUUGUGCGGAAUUAACGGAGAUGAUGGGUGACCUCUUUGUAACUGUCGACAUGCCAGAAGCGCCAAAAGAAAGUUUCUUCAAAGGACUUUUUGGUGGUGGUUCGAGAAGCCUGGACAGAGAGGAAUUGUUUGGAGAAUCAAGUGGACGAGCAUCAAGAACAAUUGCAAAACAUAUACCAGGUCCAAAUGCAGCAACAGAAGCAUUACGUGAACGUGCAUCAACAGCAACCAGUGAUGUUGCAUUGGCUCAUCAAUUAGUAAUGGAACGUGGUGAUAAAUUAUCACAACUUGAGGAUAGAACAGCACGUAUGAUGAAUGAAUCAGAAAAUUUUGCUGGUUCAGCUCAUGGUUUAAUGCUCAAGUAUAAAGACAAAAAAUGGUAUCAACUAUGAAAUGAAUACUAUCUUAAAUUGGUACUCAUCAUACUCCUCGACCCUUUCUUUACUACCCAUAAUUUUUAGAUAAAUAUAUAUAUAAAAAAACACAGUCUAAUUUAGUAUUAUUCACUUCGUUAUUUGUGAAAUAAUAAAUUUUAAAAAAUUCAAAACAAAAAAGAAAAAAAAAUACAUUAAUUUAUAAUAUAUUAUUAUAAAAUUUUUCAAAUAAUGAAGAACUAAAAAAUAAUAAUGAAUUUUCACAAUUGUAAUAAUAUCCGUGCGGGCAAAGACGUAUAUUUCAUUUAAAAAAAAAAACAAAAUGAUAAACACUUAUUACGCACACAAAAUUAUCAAAGUAGUUGAAUAAAAAAAAAAAAAAUUUAAAAGAAAAAAAAAUUUACCAUGUUUAAAUGAAUAUUUAAAAAAAAAAAAAAAACUCUAAGACUUGGCGCGGAUAUUGUCGUUGUUAACUAUCAUAAAUUCUUAAUAAUAAUUAAUUACACUUGAUGUAAUAAAUAAAUAAAAAAAAAAAAAAUUAAAAAAAAGGUAAAAUAAAUAAAAAUGAAAAAAAAAAAAUAACAAUUCCUAAUAAUAAGAUAAAACAAAGAAAAAAAAAUUCAAUGAAACUACUGUAAAGAAUUUUCUUUUUUUUUGUUUUUGCUGAAUAAAAUAAUAAUGAGCUAAAUUUUAGAUGCAGGCAGAUGGAAGAGAAAAAAAAAAAAAGCAAAACGUGAUUGUUAAUUUUUUGAGUAAAUUUUUCAUAUCAAUUGCCAUUCGAUUUGUUGUCAAAGAAAAAAAAAAUGAAUAAUUAAAUAAAUAAUAUAUAUUAUAUAUACAUAUGUAUGUGUACAAUGUAUACAUACAUAUUGUAUAUACACAUAUGUAUAUAUGUAUAUAGUCAUACGCACACACAUGAAAAUGUUAAAAAAUCACAAAAAAAAAAUAAAAUGAAAAUGUUAAAAAAGAAAAACAAUAUAUAAGAUUGUGAAGUGAAAAAAAUAUGAAUAUUGUAAUUGAGUAAAUUGUGUGUGAAAUGUAAGAGAAAAAAAAAAACAACAAAAACAACAACAACCGCUAAUUAAUUGACUUAUAAUUUAAAUUAAUUUUGAUCAUGAAAUUAAGAUAUAAUGGUUGAUUCAUUCGGACGUCCCUGUGCAAUGACACCUUUUCAAGAAUCUCAAAAUAAUAAUUAAAUAUAUUCAAAUAAAUAUUAAUUAUAAAAAAAAUAUUUAGUUUGUUAUCUCAACUGGUUUGAGAUCAGAGUUUCUAACGAUAUUGUGCAAGAUUUUAAACGAAAAAAAAUAAAAUAAUGACCAAGUGAAAUUUCGAAAGGAAAAAAAAAUUAAUUUAAAAAUGUGUGUGUAGAUUUUGAAAUAGAUUUUAUCCUUCUUUUAACUGAAAAUACGUGAAUAAAUAAUAUCAAUAAACUGAUUACAUAAAUGGACUUGAAAAAUAUUAUAAAUAAACGUUUUAUUGCAGAGACGCUGUUCCGAAUGUAUUGACAAUAAUUAUUCAAGUACUAGUAGUAAAUUUUUAAUUGAAUUUUAAUUUUAUUAACAUGGAAAGAAAAAAAAAAUUAAUUGUAUUUUUUUUUUCUUUCUAUCCUCUUCUUGGAUAUAUAUCAUACAGGUACAAAUUAAAAAAAAAAAAAACUUUUGAACGAACCAAUGAAAAUCAUAUUUAAAAAAACACACAAAAACAAAA
This is a messenger RNA of Aphidius gifuensis, 6421 nucleotides long. RefSeq names its product syntaxin-binding protein 5 (gene Tomosyn). The record is from RefSeq and is a predicted model, not a curated record. Gene Ontology annotation, molecular function: GTPase activator activity; myosin II binding; syntaxin binding. Bases 695 to 4732 code for a protein of 1345 amino acids. Gene Ontology annotation, biological process: regulation of exocytosis; regulation of protein secretion. The transcript is spliced from 22 exons. Lineage: Eukaryota; Metazoa; Arthropoda; Insecta; Hymenoptera; Braconidae. Gene Ontology annotation, cellular component: SNARE complex; cytoplasm; plasma membrane.